UUCGAUUUUCUACGUCUUUUUUUUACAUUCUCUACGCGUGUCGACAUUUCUGCUGCCAUGCCUGCUGCUGAGCUCGCAUGCAUGUAGAGUUGGACGGACGUGGAGUGUCUUUUCGCGAGAGUUGUCAAGUGUGCGCUAGACGUGGCCGGUGAAUCUUCCCUACAAUGUACUCCAGGAUCCUCUCUGUCGCUAUCCUCGCCCUGUCGCUGAGCCUUGCGCUCGGCGAGACUUGCAGCAAUGCUAAGGUCAAGGGGGCGACGUCCUACACGACCACGGACGCGACGAUAGUCAGCCAAAUUGCCUUCGUCACCGAAUUCUCUCUGGAGUGCUCGAAUCCCGGGGCUGAGAGAGUCUCCCUGUUCGCCGAGGUCGAGGGUCGUCUCAUGCCAGUGGCGACGAUCGGAGACACCCAGUAUCAGGUGAGCUGGAAUGAUGAGGUGAAGAAGGCGCACAGCGGAGACUACAACGUGAGACUGUACGACGAGGAGGGAUACGGAGCUGUGCGCAAGGCGCAGCGAUCUGGCGAGGAGAACAACGUGAAGCCCCUGGCCACGGUGGUCGUGCGCCAUCCGGGCUCCUACACGGGCCCAUGGUUCAACUCCGAAAUCCUGGCCGCCGGCCUGAUCGCCGUCGUGGCGUACUUCGCCUUCUCCACUCGCAGCAAGAUCCUGUCGUAAAGUCGCGGGGCAAUUUCACACAAAUGCAGACAAAACUAUUUCUGUGAAAUAAACAUUAUUUAUAAUUG
This is a messenger RNA of Phlebotomus argentipes, 745 nucleotides long. It is a transcript of the gene Tapdelta, whose product is annotated as translocon-associated protein subunit delta. Gene Ontology annotation, cellular component: membrane; endoplasmic reticulum; endomembrane system. Lineage: Eukaryota; Metazoa; Arthropoda; Insecta; Diptera; Psychodidae. The coding region runs from base 165 to 677 and encodes 170 amino acids. The record is from RefSeq and is a predicted model, not a curated record. The transcript is spliced from 2 exons.